AUGCAAGACAAGCCCGAAGUGCUGACGCCAGAGGAGGAGGCGCAGCGCCGCCGAGAGCGCCGACGCCGCCAGUGCCGCGUGAGCCAGCGGCGCUACAGGGACAAGAAGGGCUCGGCCGAGUACAACCUCAAGCUGGACGUCAACAACCUGCGCGAACACGUGCAGCGACUGCAGGGCAUGCGCGAGCUGCUGGAGACCAAGCUCUGGAGCUCCAAGCUCGCGCAGAACGCGGCCGUGCUCAAGGCCGUGGAGCAGUACUACACCGUCUUCGCGCACGGGCUGCACAACCCCGAGGCGGGCGGCGACCGCGUGCAGAAGUGCUUCGACAUGCAAGUGGCCUUCGUCAAGGCCUUCAUGGACAAGGACGUCGAGUUCGGCGACUCCCGGGGCGUCGCGGGCGUGAUCGACCAGUGGCAUCUGUACACGCAGUUCCACGCCAACCUGUCCGUGCGUCUGCUGUCGUCCGAGGUCUGUGGCACCGAGGUCGCGCCCAUCGUCGUGGCCAAGGGCAUCCUCGCCGUCCGCCUGAACCGCGGCUCUAUCGAAAACAUGUUCCCGCACAUCCUCGCGAACGAGGAGCUGGUGCAGGUGCUGCUGAGCCGCGAGAUCGAGUACCCGACGUCCACCACCUACGUGUUUAACUCACGCUCGCAAGUGGAGCGCCAGGACCUCGACGUCGACUUCAUCGCCGGGAUCAACCAGCGCCUGGGCAGCACCUACGCCACGUCGCGCGUGAUGCAGCGCGCGCUCAUCUCCGACUGCUGCAAGCUUGGCCAGGUCGCGCCGGUCGACUUUGACGACGGCAACACCAGGCUCGGUUUGUCCUACAUCAUGUCGUAG
This is a messenger RNA of Phytophthora sojae, 840 nucleotides long. RefSeq lists its product as hypothetical. NCBI's taxonomy places the organism in Eukaryota, Oomycota, Peronosporomycetes, Peronosporales, Peronosporaceae. The transcript has a single exon. Bases 1 to 840 code for a protein of 279 amino acids. The record is from RefSeq and is a predicted model, not a curated record.